AUUUUGGGGUCUCUCACAGAAUCUUCAAUCUUUGAUUUGAUUUACUUCAGGGCCGUUGGUUUUGUUUGGCUGCCAGAGAAAACCGAAAAAACAGAGUGUGCCUCCGAAACCGGAGGUGAGAGAGACUCCGAAAAUUUAUGAGAGAAUUACAAACAGUCAAACACAUCAUCCAUCUAAUCUCCAUUUUCAGCUCUGGAUCAUGUUCUUAUUUUUAUUAUUUUAGCAAAUUUUUUCCUCUGAAAGAAAAACAAAACAAAAAAAAUCUCUGUUUCUCCCUGAAAGGUGAGCUCUCUCGCUCUGAAUUUUCCUUCCGAAGCUCCAUGGCCUUCCUUCAUCGGGUUUGCUGCUGAUGUCCUCUUUCCUCCUCAAUCCUCAGUGGAAGAAGAUCUGAUGAGACCUUGCUUGGGAUUGUUUUGAAGAUUGUGAUAAAUCUAACAAUGGAUGAGCAUCAUGGUAGCAGCAAGUUGACUGGAAUUAGGCAGAUUGUUAAGUUCAAAGAAAUCCUGCAGAAAUGGCAAUCUGUCACGUUAGGCUCGAAAGGGAAUAAUAGCCCCAGAAAAGGGGGCAGUCCCCAUUCUCGUUCGGAUCGAUUGGUAGUGAGGUGCAGCCCUCAAUCCCAUUCUGGUCGAAGGGUGACAAUGGGCAGUCCUAGUCAUAGUACCCUUUCGGCGGAAAACAGUCCCUUAUCUAGUCGAGGAACCCUUUCACCAGCAAUUAGUAGGAGGCUCACAAGUGUUAUUGCUUGUGAUUCGGAUGAGGAAUCAUGCGCAAGCCCCGAGCCGCCAUCUGAUGUCCCCGAAGGGUAUUUGGCGGUUUAUGUUGGACCAGAGCUUCGGAGGUUCAUCAUUCCCACAAGCUACCUUAGUCACAACCUUUUCAAAGUGUUGUUGGAGAAGGCUGAAGAGGAGUUUGGAUUUGAUCAUAGCGGGGGGCUCACUAUUCCUUGCGAGACGGAGACCUUCAAGUACCUCUUGAAGUGCAUGGAGAACCAUCAGAAAGCUCACCCUGAUGACACCCCAGCUGGAGCAUGGAAAUUGAGUGAGGAAGCAGAAGAGUAA
Messenger RNA from Fragaria vesca subsp. vesca, 1058 nucleotides. RefSeq lists its product as uncharacterized. The record is from RefSeq and is a predicted model, not a curated record. Gene Ontology annotation, biological process: response to auxin. The transcript is spliced from 3 exons. NCBI's taxonomy places the organism in Eukaryota, Viridiplantae, Streptophyta, Magnoliopsida, Rosales, Rosaceae. The coding region runs from base 438 to 1058 and encodes 206 amino acids.